AUCAGAUCGAUAAUCACUACCAUAACCACCACCAUAACCACCUUUAUAUCCAGGUGCUCCUCCAGCCUCUUUGCAGCGUCUUGUUCCACCGCCAGCUCAUCCAGCUUUCAUGUCCAAUCUAUGUCCAACACAUUGCUGCUAAGAUGUCCCAGUAUUCCAACUACUCUCUAUCCGAUCCUCAACCUUCACCAACUAAUGCCAAUGUUUUGAAUUCCAAUCUCCCUAAUCCUGCUUUGGCAUCUGCUAGUCUGAAUCCUAAUGCUACCGCUGGCCUCAACAAUAACAGCAACAGCAAUAACAAUCCUAAUACUCAGAACUACUACCACGAUGACACCUUUUCCAUAUCUCUAAUGAACAAUACCGGUAACAACAACAACAACAACAACAAUAAUAAUAAUAAUAAUAACAAUCCUAGCAAUAUUCACAACAACAAUAAUAGCAACAAUAUCAAUAACACUAAUGGUAACCAACAAAACCACGAGUUUUAUUCCCAGUACAUGCAACAACAACAACAACAAAACUCCUCUAAUCAAAACCAAACAUCUUCAAUUGCAAACAGCUCCAACACCAACAAUAACGAACCCAUGUCUCCAUACCAAACACUGCCCAUCGAGCAUCAUUUGCAACAGCCUCAGAUGCAACCACCCUCUCCCCAACAAAACCAACUACAAUUGCCUGUCCAAGUUCCUGGUGUUCCUCCAGGAGUCCAGGUUCCAAUUCCUGUUCCUGUUCAGGUUCCUAUUCCACAACCACCACCUCCCUCACAAGAACAGCCUUUUUAUGUCAAUGCGAAACAAUAUCAUCGAAUUUUAAAAAGAAGAAUUGCUCGAGCCAAAUUGGAAGAAAAUUUAAAAGUUCAAAGAGGUAGAAGACCUUAUUUACACGAAUCAAGACACAAACAUGCAAUGAGAAGACCAAGAGGUCAAGGUGGGAGAUUCCUAACUGCUGCUGAAAUCAUAGAAAGAGAAAAGCAGAAAAAAUUACAAGAGGAACAAUUGAAAAAAAACAACGAUAAUAAUCUCAAUAUACCUGACAUUUCAAAUCAAAUCUCCAAUAUCACCAACAACGUUAAUAACAAUGUUAAUAAAACCUUGAAUAAUAACAAUAAUAGUAUUAUCAACAGCAAUAGUAUUAUCAACAGCAAUAGUAUUAUCAACAACAAUAGUAUUAUCAACAAUAAUAUUUCUAUAUUAAACCCAAUGAAUAUGCCCAAUAUUAAUGCUCAAAAUAACUUUAAUAAUAACAAUCAAAAUAAUAAUUCGAGUUUCAAUCAAAUUAAUAACGAAAGCGAAGACGUGAUUAUGAAUGAUAUGCCUAAAAUAGCAGAAUUGAAACAUAACUUAAAUCAUAUUAAUAACAUCAGUAACAAUGAAAUUAGAAAAGUUGAUAAAAUCAAUCAAAAUCAAAAUCAAAAUAAAAUUAAAAUUAAAAAUAGCAUUAAUAUACCAGAAAAUAUAACUUUAAAAGUAGAUAAUGAAAAUAUUAAUAUUAAUAUUAACACUAACAAUGAUGAUUUAAAAUUUGAAAAUUCAAUUCAAAAAACUACUCUAGUAAAUGAAACUGUAAAUAAAACAACAGUAAAUAAUCCUUUGGAUCAAAAUUCCCUUAAAGAAUCAGCUGUAGAAUCAGCUGAAAAAAUUGAAAAAGAAACUACUGGGAAUGAAAAUACUGAAAGCGAAAAUACUGAGAACGAAAAUACCAAGAACAAAAAUACUAUUGCAAAAUCAAAUGAAAGCCUGGGAAACCAAUUGGAAGAAGAUUUUGAUAUUCAAAUGAAAGACAAAAUAGAUGAUGAGGCGGUUAGGAGAUUAACUGGGGAGACUGACGAGAAGAGUAAAAACGAUACAGAGAAAUCAAGUCUGGAAAAUACUAAAAAAAGCCAACAGGAAAUUCAACAGGAAGAAAACAAUAAUAAUAAUGAGAAUAAUGAGAAAAUUGAAAAAGUUAAUGAAACAUCAAUUGAAAAUUUCCAUGUAGAUCAAAAAGACAAUAAAGAGGCCGAAAAAAAUGAAAAAAAUGAAAAAAAUACGAAUGGAAAUAGCGAGGAGGCUUUGAAAAGUUCAAAUCUGAAUAAAAAUGAAAACGCAGAAAACAAAACUAAUAAUUUAUCAAGUGUAAAUAAAAACAAUACUGAAGAAAUGGAAAUUGAAGUAGAAGAGGAAAAACUAACGGAAAAUAAAAGUGAGAAUAAAGAAAAAGAUGAGAAUGAAAACAAUAAAGUGAUAACUGAGAGUGAUGAAGAUAAUAGUAGCAAUGAAGUUGAUAGAGUUAACGAAAUUGAUGAAAUUGAAAUUGAAAUUGAAGUUGAUAAUAGUGAGUUAAAUGAUGAAGAGAUUCUACAAAGAGAAACGAUAAACGUCAAUUGAUAAUAAAUUACGUUAAAGAGAUGAAAAUAAUAAACUGAUAUAUAUUUUUAAUUUUUUUUUAAUUUUUGAUUUUAAUUUUUGAUCUUGUUUUAUUUGUGUAAGAUAUAUUAAGUUUCAUAUUCAGGAGAUAAUUUAUUUUCAAUAAAAGUUAUUUUUAGUGAAAUAUUUUAGUGAAAUGUUUGUUUUUAAAAAUGGAAAAAAUGGCAGAAACAAGAGUUUAUUAAAAGUGAGAAAGCUAGUAAAAUUGAUAUAUAAUGUUUACAUUAAUUAACAGUUAGUGAUGAUAUGUUUUCAUUUAAAUCAUUUAAAUUUAUAGUGUUGAGAUUAUUUUGGAAAAAUUGUUUGCCAGUUAAUUUAUCUCUAUGUAAUAAAUCCAAUCUCUUUUGUUCUCUUCGAUCUAAGUUCAUUCUUUUUCUAAAAUCUAAUCUCCAAGCUUGAAAAUUUUCUUUUGUUAUUUUAGUACCCAUAAAUUUUUUAUUUUCUU
Ascoidea rubescens DSM 1968 is the source of this 2850-nucleotide messenger RNA. RefSeq names its product CCAAT-binding transcription factor. The transcript has a single exon. Lineage: Eukaryota; Fungi; Ascomycota; Saccharomycetes; Ascoideales; Ascoideaceae. The record is from RefSeq and is a predicted model, not a curated record. The coding region runs from base 144 to 2366 and encodes 740 amino acids. Gene Ontology annotation, cellular component: CCAAT-binding factor complex. Gene Ontology annotation, molecular function: RNA polymerase II cis-regulatory region sequence-specific DNA binding; DNA-binding transcription factor activity, RNA polymerase II-specific. Gene Ontology annotation, biological process: regulation of transcription by RNA polymerase II.